Molecule: messenger RNA, 1304 nt
Organism: Homalodisca vitripennis (glassy-winged sharpshooter)
Lineage: Eukaryota; Metazoa; Arthropoda; Insecta; Hemiptera; Cicadellidae
Product: low choriolytic enzyme-like
Exons: 5
Coding region: 163-1242 (359 amino acids)
Biological process (GO): proteolysis
Molecular function (GO): zinc ion binding; metalloendopeptidase activity
Source: RefSeq, a predicted model, not a curated record
UUUUUUUAUUUUCUCCAGUCAUAAAGUAAAAUUACAGAUUAUGAUAUUGCUUUUGGGUUCCACGUAUAUUAAGCGAUUCAGAACCCGAAAGAGGAGAGGUUUAGAUUUCGUGGCGUAAGUUUCCCAGCUUGGAUUCUCCAAGGUUUCCAUAUCUACCGACCAAUGGGUUUGCACAUUCUCUCCCUCUCCCUCCAGAGUUGCUGGAGUAUGUCACUGCAGGUGCAGAGUUACGCCACAUGCCUCCAGCUGCCAGUGUCUGAGAAGAUGUCGCCCCAGCUGGUCUCUCUACUUUUUCUGUUGCUGCUCGCAGGGGUGCCCGCUGUCCGAGUGUACUCAGGCACCACGGGGUCAGACUCCCUGGAGCGAGAUGAUGAGGAAGGCGACGUCCCGCCUCCUCCCAAGCACCAUGGAUACCACAAGAUGCAGAAACUAUCCAAGGAUGCUGUCGACAAACUGAUAGAUGAGUGGCACCCCAGCAUGAAGCAGAACAUCUGGGAGUUGAGUGGACUGCUGGAAGGAGACAUCAUGGAACCCCACAGUGAGAUGUCCGAGCGUAACGCAGCGAUAGACGAGACUCUGCGUUGGCCUGAUGGUGAGGUUCCGUACCACAUCAGCAGUGACUUUGACGAGAACGAAAAGAGUAUUAUACGGGGAGCAAUGGAUGAGUAUCACGACAAGUCCUGCAUUCGCUUCCGACCCUUCAAACGAGGAGACCCAGACUACAUCACGAUACGUGGAGAUGCGCCAGGCUGUUGGUCGUACGUAGGCCGGCGCAGUGGUGGUCAAGUUGUCAAUCUACAAGGGCGCUGCGUACAGCACGGAGUGGCCCUACACGAGCUUCUCCACGCACUCGGCUUCUACCACCAACAGAGCGCCAGCGACAGAGACGACUUCGUCAAGAUACAUUGGCAGAACAUCAGGCCAAGAACGAGAUCCAACUUCAAGAAGUAUAGUUCGUUCCGAGUGACCGACUAUGGGGUCCCAUAUGACUACGGCAGCAUCAUGCACUACAGCUCGCACGCUUUCUCCCGCAACGGCAAACCCACCAUCACCCCUCUUCAAACGGGGGCGUCGAUCGGGCAGAGAUUCGGACUAAGCGACGCGGACACAAAAAAGCUCAACGUGAUGUACGGAUGUGACGGACGACAUCAGACCUCCCCCUCGCACUCACACCUCUCCCUGGACACGACAUGGACCCCCAGCUUCGACACAUUUUGGGAUAGACCCUUCUAUUACUAUUAAUGGUUACCUGUUGUUUUUGUUAAGUUAUCUAACCUGUUAAGUUUUAAAUGCUUUUACUAAUA